Messenger RNA from Beta vulgaris subsp. vulgaris (sugar beet), 874 nucleotides. RefSeq names its product protein EPIDERMAL PATTERNING FACTOR 1. Lineage: Eukaryota; Viridiplantae; Streptophyta; Magnoliopsida; Caryophyllales; Amaranthaceae. The record is from RefSeq and is a predicted model, not a curated record. Bases 282 to 641 code for a protein of 119 amino acids. The transcript has 2 exons. Gene Ontology annotation, biological process: stomatal complex development; guard cell differentiation.
CAUCACCUGUUCUUUUUCUGUGAUUUGCUUCAAUACUCACCUCAUUCUCUCCAAACACACCUUUAUAUAAAUCUCUAUUUUAUCUACUUCACUUUCUCUUUCACCAAGGAAGUUUAAUUUGCUCAACUAUUUUACGUUCACUAUUUACUUAUUGUUACAAUUUACAAAGUACCUACGUAAAAAAAAAAAACAACAACUAGGUGAGAUUGAUUGAAGAAACUAGUUACAAGUACAAGAUCAGAAGAAGAAAACCAUUACAACAAAGAAGAAGAAAGAAGAUAAUGAAGAGAUUAACUGCUCUAGGAGUUUUUCUCAUUGUUCUCCUCGUCUUGCCUCAUAUCACCUUUUCUAGACACAUUAAUAGAGCUCGUUCUUAUCGCAACGCUCAUAGAGUCACACAAGGAAGAAUGAGAGGCAAGAUGAGCCCAAGAGGUAGACCCGCAGUGAAGGCAAAAGGGUCAGGACCCGAUACCGUCGAAAUAGCGGGUUCAAGCUUACCUGAUUGUUCCCAUGCUUGUGGCUCAUGCUCACCAUGUAGGCUAGUUAUGGUUAGCUUUGUAUGUGCAUCUAUUGAAGAAGCCGAGACUUGUCCUAUGGCUUAUAAAUGUAUGUGUAAAAAUAAGUCUUAUCCUGUUCCUUGAAUUAAUCCUUUUUUUUUUUGGUUUAUUACAAGGAUUAAGUCCAAAUCUUGUCAAGUAUUAGCUACUAUAUUAUGUAACAUAGUUUCCAUUUCUUUUGUUUCAUUGAUGAUCUCGCUUUCAAUUGGUCAUGGUUAUGUCCAAAUUUUGUGUUUAACUUGUAAGGGCAUUACAGUGUAUAUGUAACCAAAGAGUUCUUAUAUACUAAAUUCGUUUCAUAUAAUUUGACCUUUUAA